Molecule: messenger RNA, 653 nt
Organism: Funneliformis mosseae
Lineage: Eukaryota; Fungi; Glomeromycota; Glomeromycetes; Glomerales; Glomeraceae
Source: the annotation of a GenBank genome assembly
AAAGCUGUCAGAAAUGAUUACUUACAACAAUCAACUAUGCCAGAUAAUUUACUGUUGUCAGAAACUGCUUAUUUUGGAUCAUUGUUUAACGUAGAAACAAAUGAAUUAUCAUUACCUGGAUUAAUUAAAAGGCUAAAGAGUCAGCUGUACCAUAAUACUUUGUUGAAUAAACUGAGAAUCCUUUUGCACCUUUAUAAUAACACUUCGCGGUUAGAAUUUAAUGGAGAAGAAAGUAUCGAGAUUCAAAAUAAAGUCCAAUAUGAAGUGUCUACCCUGAUGAAAUAUUUUUUGGAAAAGGUAUUAGAUACAAUUGCAUAUUGCCUUCAACGUGAUUUAAUUGUUAAUGGACCUGGAUUUAAAGGCGUUUGUGAGAAAGGACAUCUCUGGGAACGAUGUUCUAUAACGUUAAAUAUUCUUUCCAAUAAGUUUAUAAAAUCGUGUAGCAUAUGUAAACGUAAAUCAUUUGAUAUAACAAAUGCAAAUCAAAUCAUAUCCAGCGACGAAUCAUUUAUGAAAUCAAAAUUUUUUAAAGCUAUUUUAGUAAUGAUCGUCUUUGCGGUAUCGAAUCUCGAGUAUCCGGAGCAUAGUGAUAUGAUCGAUUUUGCGGUAUCGAAUCUCGAGUAUCCGGAUCAUAGUGAUUUAAAGGAGCUUGA